This is a messenger RNA of Symbiodinium natans, 861 nucleotides long. The record is from the annotation of a GenBank genome assembly. NCBI's taxonomy places the organism in Eukaryota, Dinophyceae, Suessiales, Symbiodiniaceae.
AUGUGGUUGUGUAGCUGCGAGAACACCCAGGUGUCUGAGAGCCACCUGGAGAUUGCCACAGGGGCUCAGCCUGAAGAGGAGACGAAGGAUGUCGCAGAGAAAGCCCAGGAAAACGAGCAUCCAGAGCUCAAGAAGGUGGAGGGCUCCAAACCUGCGGACGAUUGCCGCAAUGAUGUGGAAGCAUCCGGCGGCAUUCGCACAUCCCAGAAGGCUGCCAGCAAGAAUGAUGGCCUGAUCAGCAAGAUCGAGUCUGCAAAGUGGGAAGUCAUCCACAAGGACGACGGAAUCAUGAUGGAGUAUCUUCCAAGCAAGUACAUCCCGGGCGGGGCAACGUACAGGGCCCGAGCAACGAUCGACUUGCCCAUGAGUGUUGAAGAUGCACUGCUGUGCUUCAUGGACUUCUCUCCCAACAAGCUGCAUUAUGCGCGCGACUACAAGGAUCUCAAGAUUGACCAAGUCGUCCACUGCACCGGCAUGCUCCCUGGGAAGCUGCCUGAGGAAAGUAUAGUGGUCGCGACAUUGAACUUCGAAGGCUUCUUGUGGUACCUGAAGCCGUUUCUGCCUUCAUCGGUUACCCUGCGAUGCACCAUCGAAGAGGAUCCGUCAUGUCCAGGGCGGUAUGACUGGUCCCAGCAGACCCUGGGUACGGAUGGCAAGCCAGAUGGCCGAAACAAGAAGGCCGGAAGCAUUCAGGCACAUCCUUCUGGAGAUGCCGGGAGGUGUAUGAUCUCUUCCCUAAGUGAGGUUCCCUCCUGGCUACACGUGUGGGUCAUGAAGUACGCGGCCCCGAAGACCAAGACAUACCUGGGAGAGUACACAGGAAGAUAUCUCGCGUACAAGAAGCAGAGCACUCCGGCCUAG